Messenger RNA from Exophiala viscosa, 1860 nucleotides. RefSeq lists its product as uncharacterized. The coding region runs from base 95 to 1471 and encodes 458 amino acids. NCBI's taxonomy places the organism in Eukaryota, Fungi, Ascomycota, Eurotiomycetes, Chaetothyriales, Herpotrichiellaceae. The record is from RefSeq and is a predicted model, not a curated record. The transcript has a single exon.
CAACACCACUUCAAUCGCCCGGCUUUGUUCAAUCACCACUAUGGUUUGCCACGCCAGCAUGUAAAAUGUAGUUGUCGAUAUUUUCUUGUUCACCAUGAGCUCUUCACCGGUCGACGCAAGGUCUUUUUUCCAUCAUCCUGAACCCGAGCAGACAUCUCCGCGCCCUCAUCAAUCUCGGCCUUCUCAAAGCUCGCCACACAGACCCGCGCAACCUCCACGUCUUCCUUCUUCACCGAGACUCUUCCGUGACUUUUUCACUAACAUGUCCGAUACUGCCUCUCGAAGACAAGCAACACUUCCUCUCGCAAACUACCAAGAGACCGUCCAAGACGUCAACCAAGCUCUUCGACGGGCGACCCGGGCAAUACAAGGAGCGCAGGACGCUCUGCACCGACAAGCCAGAAGAAACAGACCAGACAGCGAGGCUGUUGACUUGACCAACACUAGCCCGCCAGAAAACUCAUCAGAGUCUCGUUUUAUGUCCCGUACCACACAUCCUCACGACGCCUCAUCAAGUGCGGGUGCAAGACUUAGAAGAUUAAACACCACCCUCGACGAACCCGUCUACGGCUCACAUUCACAUUCACAUUCACACUCGCACUCACACUCACAUUCCGCUGCUCUUCUCGACGCCAACGAUCCCCUCGCCCUGUUGAGGCUAUUUCCCGUCCAAAACCCUCAUAUACCUCGACUCCCUCAUCUCCAAGCCGAUCAUAACAGGAUACAAGCCAUCGUUGAUCAAGAGGCGAUCAACCGCCAGAGAGAAAAUCAUUCAAAUUGGGAACGAACACAGGCCCGAAACCGUGAACGAGUCCUCAGUACACCCCAAGAUCCCUCUCCCGAAAUGUCUCCUCCAGCCUUCUCGUCUUCGUCACGGAGCACGCGGCAAGAUGCAAGUUCACCAGUCGAAGAUCCUACGAUAGAGUCCGUAGAUCUGACCGGUGUCGACGACAACGCCACGCUUUCUUCAGCCCUCGCCAAACAACGUCAAGAUGCAAUUUUCGCUCAGAACCCGGGCACAGAAGCCGGUCGAACGGCCUUGACCGCCUACAAAUGUCCGGUAUGCAUGGACACACCUACGGACGCCACAACCACGAUAUGUGGCCAUGUCUUCUGCCAUCGCUGCAUCUCAGACACGCUGAACUGGUCAAUUGAACAACGGCGCGAGGACGCUCCCCCGAACCGCAAAGUUAAAGGCGUUUGCCCGGUUUGCCGGAAACAGCUGGAUACCAAGGAUAGUCCCGGGACCACUAGGAGUCUGGUACCGCUCGAGCUGAAGUUGAUGGUGCGGAAGAGGAAGAGAGACGACAAGGGCAAGCAGAAACUCGUCAAAGCCGAAACAUUGAGCGAUGAUGAUGACGACGAGGACGAAGUCAAGGCUUAUGGGAAGGGAAAUAUCCGCGCUGGAAAGGCCAGGAAGCGAGAAUCGACAGAGGAUGCAUUGUGGGGAGCUUUCAUGGCUGACAAUUGAUUGUUGCUAUGGACUUUUCGGUGGCCAGGGGUUGGCACCAGCUCUUCCUUUUUUCAUCUUCCUAAUGAUACCCACGAAGUACUGCAUCUGCGCAGAAUGGACCGGCGGACAUACAUAGUCGUUAAUGAGCGAUACAACGUUGACAAACAGAUCUUUUUCAAUAACAAAGUACGACUGCAUUCCUCUCAACAUGGGGGCCACCUUGAAUUGCAAGUCUUACUUCGUGAGAUAAAGCGUUUGCAUGUAGUAGGCCGAAUGUGCGACGGAACGAAAUUGGGGAGCCAAUCUCGAGCAAAAAUGGCACAUCAGACAGGGAGUACAUCGACGAUGUAAGUUCAUGGUCCAGCAGUUCCGCGACAGUGGGUGCCUUGAAUCUAGACUAGUAGGAC